Messenger RNA from Penicillium bovifimosum, 1458 nucleotides. Its product is annotated as Major facilitator superfamily domain general substrate transporter. Gene Ontology annotation, cellular component: membrane. NCBI's taxonomy places the organism in Eukaryota, Fungi, Ascomycota, Eurotiomycetes, Eurotiales, Aspergillaceae. The transcript is spliced from 6 exons. The coding region runs from base 1 to 1458 and encodes 485 amino acids. Gene Ontology annotation, biological process: transmembrane transport. The record is from RefSeq and is a predicted model, not a curated record. Gene Ontology annotation, molecular function: transmembrane transporter activity.
AUGGAGAAAGGCAUCUUAGAUGAGAAACACAAGGCCAGCGAGCAGACCAUCAGCACGCGCUCUAGUGAACUUGACGAUGCCAUCGUCAAGGACUGGGAUAGCGAGGAAUCAGGCGUUCGGAGGAGGGUCGACUUCAUUCUGCUUCCUAUCCUCGCUGCGGCUUUCUUUGCUUUGCAGAUGGACCGGGGCAAUAUAAGCGCUGUCUUGACAUCGACGAUCACAAAAGACCUCAAUAUCACCACAAAUCAAAUCAAUAUUGGAUCCCAGCUGCUCUCGGCUGGCAUCGUCCUUUCUGAGAUCCCAUCUAACAUCAUUCUCCAGCGAAUCGGACCACGAAAGUGGUUAUCAGGCCAAUUGUUCGCUUGGGGAUUAGUCGCGACUUUCCAGGCCUUUGUCAAGUCAUAUCCCGCAUACCUGGUUACGAGAAUUCUGCUGGGACUUUGUGAAGGCGGCUUUAUUCCAGGUGCAUUGUACUAUUUGUCAACCUGGUACAAGAAGGACGAGACUAGUCUACGGGUGAGUUUGUUCUUCUAUGGGCAGAUGUUUGCAUCCGCUACAUCCAGCUUGAUCUCGGCCGGUCUGCUCAAGCUGCACGACACACAUGGGUUAGAGGGAUGGAGAUGGGUAUUUCUGGUCGAAGGUUUGAUUACCCUGGCCAUCGGCAUUUUCUUCACUCUGUUCGUGCCACCUUCGGCUGGAGAUGGCCAUCCAUUGAUUGCCCUGGGGCGUUGGAACUAUUUCACCGAGCGCCAGUCACAUAUCAUUCGCAAUCGUGUUCUUCUGGAUGACCCAGCCAAGGCUACGGGCCAUAUUCAGAUCACCAAGUCAGACAUCUGGCAGACGGUGAAGCAGCCGCGUAUCCUCCAGCAUGUGUUCUUGACUUUGGUUUCGAUGUCUGGCUUCUCAGGGUUGACCCAAUACACACCCACCAUGAUCAAAGGAUUGGGCUUCGAUGCCGUCAGGGCCAAUGCAUUGGCCUCGGUUCCAGUGUACUGCAGCAUGAUCUGGCUGAUCAUUCUGUCUGUGGCUGCCGAUAAGACGAGACACCGUGGACCAUUUGUGCUCUUGGCGAUCACCUGGAAUGUCAUAUCCUACGCGUGUCUCCGCGCCAGUAACCCCCACGCCACACAAUGGCAUCGGUACGGAGUCAUUGCAGUCGCGAACAUCGCCUAUUGUAGCAUGCACAUUCUCAAUGUCGGCUGGCUAUCGUUCUACUGCCGUACACCCCAAGAACGAAGCGUUGCUAUGGCACUGGUUGUCAUGGCCGCCAACUGUGCUGGUAUCGCAGGCUCGCAAAUUUUCCGUACGUCUGACGCACCGAAAUACUUGCAUGGCCUCACUGCCAUCUGCUCGAUCGCCGGUGCAUCGUGGGUUCUGGCAUUCUUGCUUUGUGCUCAAUAUUAUUUCCGUCGACAAAAGGCGGUUGCUGCGGACGGGGAAGCCGAGGCCAAAGCCUAA